Cheilinus undulatus (humphead wrasse) is the source of this 1008-nucleotide messenger RNA. Its product is annotated as transmembrane and death domain protein 1-like. Lineage: Eukaryota; Metazoa; Chordata; Actinopteri; Labriformes; Labridae. Bases 1 to 1008 code for a protein of 335 amino acids. The transcript is spliced from 8 exons. The record is from RefSeq and is a predicted model, not a curated record.
AUGGGGAAAUGCCAGAAUUCUAAAGAGGUCCCAAAGAUUACCUCCAACAAGUGGCACUGUCCGCAGCUAUCUAGCCCCACACAGAAACACAGAGUCAAAUCUCGCCACAUGGCAGGGUGUGGCGGCCUGAAAGCCUGGGAGAUGGGUGGUCCUUCACAAAUCUUUAUUUCAGCCAAAAUGAAAGUCUGGAUGUUAUUUCUCUGCAUUUUUCUGCGUCUGGGUUCAACACUCGGCGAGGACACAGUGUCAGAAGACAUUGGCGUCCAUCAGCUGGAGCGUUUAGUGGAGCUGCUGACGUCUACGGAGUGUGAGGACCUUCUGUUCACGCUCUCUCACCCAGAGGAGAAUAUUUUUAAGCACCUUGAACGCCUCUCACCAGAGAAAAAUCAACUAGGCCUGAAACCUCGAGCCAAGAGAGACACCUCCUCUGCUGUGGAUAGCGAGGCUCAGUGCCGGACGGCCCUGACAGACUGGCUGCUGAGGUACGGGGAGCAGACCUACUACGACAGGCUUUCCCGCACCUUGCAGCACAUCGGAAGAACAGACAUCGCCAUCGAAGUGGGGAAGAACAUCAACCAGGACAAAGUGCUGAGCCUGAAACGCUACGUUGAAGACUAUCAGAAAUAUGUCAGCUCUUUAAAGGUUCCUCCAAUACAAUCGAUCUCAAAGGACGGAGGACAGCAAGGCCAGAAAGGCAGAAAGAGAACAGUGAGGGAUCUGACAUGGCGAGACAUGGAUCUGAUUGUGGAGCGGGCUCCUGUUCCCCUCUACCAGAGAGGACCUCUGGAUGUGGCUCUGCCUCUCUUGUAUGGCCUCCUGCUGGGCUUCGGUGGCACCCUGCUCAUGGGAGUAGCUGUACUUAAGGUGAUUAUCCAAAUCAACAAUAGAAUCACCAACAGCCAUCAACCCACAGCCAACAGUAGCUGCUGCAGCGAGAUCAUGGUUGAGGAUAAAAUGUUGGAAGAUCAGAGCUUCUUGGAUGACUCGAGAGGCAUUCUGGGAGUUUAA